AUGGAGGAUGAAAUAGAUGAAUGUAUAAGGAAAAAGAUCCAAUGGCAGCAGCUUCCUAAUAAUAUAAAAAAGUUGUUAAGUGACUCUCCAAAAGAAUAUGAACGUUACAUAUUCGAGUUUAGCGUUAAAAAUCAACUAAGAUUCAGAGGAAGCUUGGUAAGAUCAAUAAGGAAAGAUGAAAGGAAGUAUUAUGAAGCCCUGGUACAAAGCAGUAUACAGAGGCUCAUGCUGUACCCAUAUCACUUAGCCGAUAUGAUUGUUAAAGGUUUAAGGAUAACUCCGUUUAUAUAUUACAUUGAAGUUGUAGCGUUGCUCAUAGAAUUGGAGAAGAGUUAUGAUACUAUGCCCAACUUUACAGCUGCCGAUUGUCUUCGUCUUCUGGGCAUAGGUCGUAAUGAGUAUCUUGAAUUGGUAGCAAAGUCUCGAUCUUUGGGCCGUCGUGGUAGAAGUAAGGCUAUCCGUUCUUUGUUGCCUAGAGUCCCACUUAAUAUACCGAUGCAGCCAUGGUGGAGAGUUGAAUUAGGAUAUGUACUUGAAGAUGAUGUUAAGCCAUUAAGUGAAAGUGAGAAAGUUGUUAUUGACAUGUUGAUUGACCGGGGCUCGCAGACAGCUGGUACACUCGACUACAACGUGGUCAAGACACUUUACAGGCGGGGUUUAAUUUACCUGGACGUUCCAAUAACGUCUGCGGACAAGGUGUCGGUGCCUCCUUUAAAGGGCUUUGUGAUGAACCGCAUCGCUGGCGACUACUUCGAGACGUUACUUUAUAAAGUGUUCGUGUCCAUUGACGAGCACACAAGCGUGGCAGAACUGGCUGCAGUGUUACAGGUUGAGUGUGAGUUAGUGAAGCAGGCCGUGUCUCUGUACUGCCGGCUCGGGUUCGCUAACAACCUGCAGCCGCCGCCCGUGGUGCCUCAACACGCCUCCUGGAGGGACGCGCUCACCACGCAUACACAUCAACCAUAUCGACAAAUAGCUCCACUGACCUUUGAACAAAAUGUUGAAGAUGUUCUACAAAUGGAGCCGGUACUUAUAAAGGAUAUGCCGUCUACUUCAAAACAGAAAUCUCAAUCGGAAUCCUCAGAACCAUCAAACAGCGGAAGUCAAAGGGUCGCCGUUCUAUUUGACUCAACCUUAGCUGCCUAUCUCAUGAUGGGGAAUCUGUCGCCUGAUCUCAAAAGUCAUGCGGUUACAUUGUUCGAAGUUGGAAAGCUUUGUGAUGAAAGUUUGGACAGCCUGCUGAUGGAAUUGGAUAAAGUUGUAGGUGACCCUGAAAUAGAAGGAGAGGCUCGUAGAUAUUUAGCGGCUGCAGCGUGUCUGCGGAUAGCGCUGCGUACUUUGAGACCAAAAUUACGACCGCUUGAUCUACUGCGCUGUGAAGCGCUUCAUGCGUUAGAUGCACCUGCUAGAGCUAGGUUACUGGCCACUAAGUACAGACUGGCGAUAUCUACUGCGCCGUUGAGUCGCGAGGCCCGCGCGGGGUCUGCGGCGGGCUCCUUGCCUCACGUGGGGCCCGCGCCCCCGGAGGCUGGCUCCCCCUGGAUGAAACUAUAUCUGUAUCACCUGGCCGGAUAUGGACCACCUACAUUACUGCUGCUUAAAGGUACAGUACUGCGCGCUGUUCCAAGAUGUCUACUAGGUUUCUCUCGGUUGGCGGUGUCUUGGUGGGGGGCGGAGUCAGAGUCCACGGCGCUGCCCGCGGCGGGUGCUCUAGCGGCGGCCAACUCGGCGCUCCGCCGCGGGCCCGUGUUACUACAAGCGGCCGGCGUGCGAGCCCCACCCGUCCUCCUACACGUGCCCUUCCCGCCGUCUAACGACGAACAUGAUGAGUAUCAAAGUCUAUGGCGUCGUCACGGCGGUCUUCGUCGUGUGAGUCGCCGCCUGCGUCUGUUUCGGUCCGCGGGGUACGUGACGCUAGCUGACAUUGGGGUCCCGGAUCUUGGUUGUGCGAGACCCCCCUCCACCGUACAACUAGUUACCCCCAGGAAGAAGAAGGACGUGUGUGGCAUCGCGAAGCCGGUCAGCGAGAUAUCGAUAUCAUCUAACGAAUCCACAAAAGAAAUCUCCGAAUUCAAGAACACUAGGCUCCAAUCACCCAUAGAGUCCCACUUCGCUAACACACCGACCGCUGACAGCAAAACCGGCUCACCAGCUAACGGGUUCACGAGCGCAGAGAGCGGGAAACUUCUCUGCGAAGAACUGGACAAUCUGAAUCUUGAUAAACAUUUGAGCAAAGAAUCAAUAACUAGCGACGAUUUCGUCCCAAUACAUUCCUCUAGAAGCAUCGACGAUCUAAACAAACAUUCCACUGAGACUCCCAGGAGCAAAGAGUCGGUAGACGAAAUAGUACCCGUUCAUAACACUAAUAUCAAAGAUAAAGACAAGUUGGACAACCAGUUGAGCGAUCUGUUGAGUCCAGUUGAAGAAUCCAUAUCGAUGUUCACUCAGUUGUCCGACAAGUUGACUGAAAUAACUAACGAAGGAGACAGCGGCGUGGACACAGCUCAUAAUAACUCCGACGAUGAAACUUGUAAACCAGAGAAAUGGACCAUUCUGGAUCUUCAAUUCGGCAUUCCAUUGUUCGACGAGGCGCUCUGUGAGAAUGUCUGUCGCAGUAUCAUUGAUAGGAUCGCUAAACCUGAGUUAUUGGAGAAAGUCAAAGAAGACAACGAGUUUAUUCGUGCGGACCUGUUGAAGUUUGUCUCACAAUGUCAGUAUUACCCCGGCGAAGAUAUGGGCAUAGUGAAGAGAGGGACGCUGGUUCCACUGCCCAGAAAGAAUUUGGUAUUCGAAAACGGCCAGAUCAGUGAGUGGACGGGAAAAUGA
This is a messenger RNA of Danaus chrysippus (African queen), 2826 nucleotides long. Lineage: Eukaryota; Metazoa; Arthropoda; Insecta; Lepidoptera; Nymphalidae. The record is from the annotation of a GenBank genome assembly.